AUGGACAAAAUUCAAGAACUCUACCAUAGAAAAUCCUUCCAACAGAAAAGAUCUUAUCAUCAAUGGCAUUACGGGGAAAAUAACCAAUCGAGAUUGGCGCAAACAGGUGAAUCAACUGAGGUGGCCCUUAAAUGGCUGGCUGAGCGAUGCACCAACGAAUGUUAUAAAAUGCAAACUAUAUUGCAAGACUGGAUAUCAUUUACAAAUACGGCGUAAUGGCGUCGUUUCCGGGAGUUUGAAUCAGAAGAGUAAAUACAGUAAGUGUAUGAUACGAGUUCAAAACCAAUUCCCAUUUACAAGAAGAUAACAUAUUUUGUUUUGAUAUCACAAACUAUGCUCGGAUCUCUUUAAUACGUAUACGGACAUCUCUCUGGUUCUCUCUCUCUAACACAAGCAACUCUUUAAUACGGAGUCUUUCUAAUACGGACAUUUCGCACUGUCAUAUUAAAGGGAUGUCCGUAUUACAGAGAUGUCCAUAUUAGAGAGGCGUCCAUAUUAGAGAGGUGUCCAUAUUAGAGAGGUGUCCAUAUUAGAGAGGUGUUCGUAUUAGAGAGAUGUUCAUAUUAGAGAGGUGUUCAUAUUAGAGAGGUGUUCAUAUUAGAGAGGUGGCCAUAUUAGAGAGGUGGCCAUAUUAGAGGUGUUCAUAUUACGGAGGUGUCCAUGUCAGAGAAUUGUUCAUAUUAGAGAGUAUUAGAGAGGUGUUCAUAUUAGAGAGGUGUUCGUAUUAGAGAGGUGUUCAUAUUAGAGAGAUGUUCAUAUUAGAGAGGUGUUCGUAUUAGAGAGAUGUUCAUAUUAGAGAGAUGUUCAUAUUAGAGAGGUGUUCAUAUUAGAGAGAUGUUCAUAUUAGAGGUGUUCAUAUUACGGAGGUGUCCACGUCAGAGAAUUGUUCACAUUAGAGAGGUGUUCGUAUCAGAGAGGUGUUCAUAUUAGAGAGGUGUUCAUAGUAGAGAGGUGUUCAUAUUAGAGAGGUGUUCAUAUUAGAGAGAUCUUCAUAUUAGAGAGGUGUUCGUAUUAGAGAGAUGUUCAUAUUAUGAAAUUAUCCGCAUUAUGGAUGUAUCAAUAUUAGAGACGUCCUGGAAUUAGAGCGGUUCCGCAUUGUGAUUUUGCCAUGUUUUCAAACAGCAAAAAUGCUUGAGGAUGUUAAGAAAGAUCAAAUAAAAACACUGUCAUACGAUACUACGUAAUCAUUACAUAAACACAAAUGCAUACCGUAAUAACGACAGGAAUCUUGAUCAAUUUGCAUUCAAUCGUAGAUUAUUCGUUUGCUCAAAGUCAAACUAUAUAGGAAGAAAAUAUAAUGAAUAUCAGAAAUCUUUUUCAGGUAGUUUAGACACAAACCAUGGCAGGUUAUUGUAUGAUAUAUAUACAACUACGUGGCAAAUAUAAGCAUAACUUCGUCGUUUCGAAUAGUAGUAUUGGUCGGGAAAAUUACAUGUGCUUUUAUACUAUAGUGAAUAUAAAAGCUAUCACAUGACAAAAAUAAACCAAUCUGAUGGAUUUAGUCAAAACAAAGUGUAAAUAAAAAUGUAAAUCACAUUACAGGUAUUAAUAUAUUCGAUCCACGCACUAAUUUCUCGAAAGGUCGAAGUUGUGGUUAUAUUGAUUUUUGGUAUGUGUAGUAUGUAUAAUUAAAAAUGAAAUUCUUUUUCCAGCUACGUUCGAGCUGCAGUCAUUUGGCCCUAGCAUCAUUCGCAUAAAAAGCCUGGCUACCAAUUAUUAUCUUGUUAUGAAGAAAAAUGGCCUUUUUACUGGGGAUGUAAGUAUCAAAUGUUCACUAUUGUACUGAGAUGUUCAUUGUUAUAUUCAGAUGUUAAUUUUUAUAGUAAGUGUUCAUUAUUGUACUCAGAUGUUCGUUAUUGUACUCUGAUGUUCAUUAUUACACUCCGAUGUUCAUCAUUAUACUCAGAUUUUCACCGUUGUACUCAGAGGUUCAUUAUUGUGCCCAGAUGUUCGUUAUUGUACUCACACAUGUUUAUUAUUACAUCGAAUUAAGGAAAAAAUUGGAGCGGGGAAGGAUAGGAUAAGAACUUGGAUUAAAUAAUUGUUUAACAUGGUAAGAAAGGGACCAGAUAAAUAAAUGAAUGUAUAACUGACCCAAACUGACAAUUUUUCUUAUAGAAGCGAGCUGGUACUCUACAAAGCUUAUUCCGAGAGACACAUCAAUACAACGCAUUCAACUCGUAUGCCUCGGUUAAAUAUUUUCAUAAGUAUCACUAUGAUAUGUACAUUGGAAUCAAACAUAAUGGGAAGAUGAAGAGAGCCAUGAAAACACAUCGGGUAUGUAUCAAAAUACACCGAGUUUCCCAAAAUAUGUGCCAAAAACUGCACAGUUCGAAAAUGUUCGCUAAAUUGCAAAUUCCGCAAAUGUAUGAAAACUUUAUGCAAGCAGGGGGGGAGUUUAGGGUCUGCUAGUAUAUUUAUCACUUUAAAAAUAACUUGCGCACAAAUAUGGAAGCCUAACACAACGCAAUUUGAAUUCAUUGGGUGCAAAUUUAGAAGGUGCUUUAUGAACUAUCAAAGUACAAGACAAUUUAUGUAUAUAAAGGGCGACCUCUAAAGCUUGGACGUUUUUGCCAUAUUAGUCUUUCAUGCAUAAUUUAUCACACACAUCACUGCUUAUAUGCAUGAUUGAUUUCUUAAAUCCUCUUUACAAAAAGUUUAAAAAUUAUGCGUGAAAGGUUACUAUGACACGCUUUAGAGGUCGCGAGUUGGACUUAUAAUGUCCAUCAAAUUGUCUGGUACUUUGAUAAUUCAUAAAACACCUUCUUAAUUUUCACCCUAUGAAUAUUUUCACCCAUUUUUGUGCGCAAGCCAUUUUAAAGUGGUUUUUAAAAACAACCCUCUUCUGCACUCAAAAAUUUACUUUUCAAAAUCAUUUUAGUGGUAAAGAUACUAGCAGACCCCAAACCACCCAUGCUUGCAUAAAGUUUUAACACAUUUUGCAUAAAGUUUUAACACAUUUUAUGCCAUUUUUUAUACACCCUGUAUGGCAUGCCAUGCGCAAAUAAUGCUAAAUCAAUAAACUAUUCCGUUACAGGUACAAAGUGCCACACAGUUUGUGGUCAUAAAAGUAUAA
Molecule: messenger RNA, 3076 nt
Organism: Paramuricea clavata
Lineage: Eukaryota; Metazoa; Cnidaria; Anthozoa; Malacalcyonacea; Plexauridae
Source: the annotation of a GenBank genome assembly